UCCCUGCCUGCGCGCCGUAGAAACAGGAAGUACAAGUAAAGCUACAGCAAAACAAAACAAAACUGAUGCGAAAUCAUCUAAAAUAGAUAACUUUGAGUAAAAAUGGACACUGCACAUGCACAGUCAACAAGUAACGAUUCGCGCUGCGUAUUUUUUAAUACACAUUCUGAAGACUAUCGAUGCGUGGUGAUUUUAACUGUAAAACGAGCCACAGGCACCAUCUCCUUAGCAGGAUGCCUCUUCAUGCUGUUUGUGAUUUGGCUGCUUCGCAGAUAUCACUCUUUGGCUCAGAAAAUGAUUCUCAGCUUGACUGUCGCCGCCUUUUUCGACAGCGUAGCAUAUGUCAUGGGUGAUUCCCAUCCAGAGGGGUCUCUUUGUGACUUCCAGGCCUGGUGGCUAACUUACUUUGACUGGAGCGCCUUGGCCUGGGUUUGCCUCAUCACUCUGAACCUGUACCUCAACCUGGUCCGAGAAAUUAGCACCAACAGAUUUGAGAUGUUUUACCAUCUGGUGGCGUGGGGGGUCCCUCUGGUCAUGGCCUCUUUACCCCUGCUGAAGGGUUACUACGGCCCCGCGGGAGCAUGGUGCUGGAUCACAGACGAUCACGUAGCCUGGAGAUUUGGGAUAUGGUACGUGCCGCUGUUCUGCCUCAUCUUUCUGAUGAUCUGCUGCUACGCCAGGAUCAUCUGCGUGGCCAAUAAGAGGUUGCAGUCAUGGCUGGGAACCUUCAACCCAGAGAGGGAGAGACGAAAGGUUUCGUUGGCUGAGGAGAUCAAGCCGUUGAAGUGGUAUCCCUCCGUCUACCUGCUGGUGUCAAUCUUUCCCCUAAUCAACAGACUCCACAAUGCCUUCUACCCACAGGAUCCGUCCUUCUCCCUCACCUUGCUGCAUGUCCUGUCGGCGCCACUUCACGGCUUGGCCAAUGCCUUUGUCUUUGGCCUGGAUCGGGAUUGGUGGAGUCUACUGAGCCCCACAGGCCUGCAGCUGGCUCUGCAGUCGCGGCUGUGUGACAGGACUCGGAUCGGAGAGUACCACCCCGGGGCUGUGCGCUACACACAAGCUGACCUGGUCGACCUCAGCGAUGACGACGAUGACGAUGACACCAACGUGCUCUUCUACUCCCCCGACAUGACCCUGAAAGGCCGAGUGCCCUGAGAGAGAGAGAGAGAGAGCUGAGUAGAGGGACAGACAGAGAGAGAGAGAGUAGACAAAAGAGCUGAAGGAAGGAGGGUCACAGCCAGAAAGAAACGCAGCAGAUUAGAAACCGAGAGGAAGAAAAAAAGAGGUAGGGAGGGUAUGGAAGGGAAGAUUGGGGGGACAGUCGAGCAGAUAGAAGCCGGAGAUGAGCUGUCAGGUUCCAUUAUUAAUCCCCAUCCUUUACUAUUUAAUAUCCUAAAGACACACACACAGAGACACACACACACUAUGUGUAGAGCAGCAGCUCCAUGCAAUGCUAGCAGCCAAAAGGAGUGGCUCUAAAGAUCAUCCGAAUGUUAAAGAUAUCUGCUGCAUCCCAAAGGUCUUAAACCGAUUUCCCUCUCUGCGUCACCGUCUUGAUUCCGGCAUUCUGCAUCUGUACGGUGGCAAACCACAAAAAAAAAGAAGGGAGGAAUAAAAAAAAAUAGAUAAAGGCAAUCAUAACAAGGUGUUAGUUUAGCAUUCGCAGCAAUUACCUUUUCACUUCUCUGCAGGAGAAGAGGUGAAAAACGGGCCUUUCAAAAAGCACCCCCAUGUGUCAGACAUGAAAGCAUCUUCAACUACACAUAGAUUGAUCCCAGCACUGAACUGCUUCCCUGCCAAUGAGCGAGGUACAGUGGAAAUACAGAAAAGGGCUUUUAAAAACAGUCAACCUUACCUGGUAGUACAAAAAGGGUCCCAGAACACCAGUGGUGCUUGUAAGGGGCCGCUCCUCCCUCGAACAGUAUUUGUUUUUCUCUUUGUAUCUGAAUUGUAUGUUACUGUCGUUUGCAACUUUCGGAAGUAUUUCUUUGAAAUGCUUGUUUUGUAUCUUUUAUGAAAUCCUGAACUUGUUUCUAAUGUAGUAUUUAUAUUAUAGGUCAAUGUACUGUAUAUCUGUAUAUAUUUGAGUGUUCACUCUAUUUUUGUACGUGCCUUGGACUGGAAUGUGAAGAAAAGGCUUCUCUAGGUCGAAAAACCUGAUGCACUCACAUGACAAGUGGAGCAAGAGCUUGAUUCAAUAUGUAGCCUUAAGAACAAGGGACAAAAAACAUUUUUCUAGUCAGACAAACACUAACACACACAGGCUGUUUUCAGAUAUGAAAAUCGGGUCCGGACAUUUUCCGGACACUCCCUUUCACAAAUGAAUUCAGGAGGUGGUCUGAGACUCAGAAAAUCAUGAGAAUUUUUGCCACAUUAUGGCGAGGGUUGACCCCCUCAGUAGAGAAUGCAGGUGGCAGUAUACAUUUUGCUGCGAAAAAGUGCUCUGUUUACAGCCCAUUGGCAUUGGCUCUUAUCGGCAUAUUUCCUGAAUCUUGUCUUCCUAUGUUUAAAUCACCCUGAGAUAUCUGAAUUCUUCUUCGUUUUUUUCUAGUUUUGCAUCUGUCCCGGUUUACAAACGGCAUCAACACAUCCAACUUUGCAGAUAUUCUUCUGCUUUAUUCUCACUGACAUUUAAUCAAGGAGUUUGCAAGACAAGUUCCGGGAAAUAUCUGGCUCCAGUGAGACAUUGCAUUCUCACAAACUGUCCCUCUGGAAUAGGUCUGUAAGAAACGUCCAGUGGCCAGUUCAUGUGUGAACGCAGCUGUUGGACAUUAGACAAACAUGCUUCUCAUAAAAUUUCCCCGUCAAAAAAAAAACCCAUUGGAAAAUAUGACACGUGACACAGCAACAGCCGGUGACGCGUUGUCGUCUCGCGGCCACUGCUGUUGAGGGGACAUAGCCGAGGUGUGAUUGGCAGGAUAAUAGAGUCACUUUAUAUUCAACCUAUAGCCCCCCCCCCCCCGUUAAUGUUUCAUCACUGUCGGUGCACGCUGCCUGCUGUCAGCUGCCUCUCUGACGAGUUGAACUAAUGAACCGACACUUGACCCGUUUUACCCUUGAGUUGUUGAACUUUUCUGCUGGACGCCGAUGACACCAGAGUGCAACUUUGGUCUUUAGCUCCCAGAGGCCCACCGCUGAAUUAAACACACACACACACACUGUGCCCCUACCCCUCUUUUGGCACUGUUGCUCGUUUUACUUGACUGCGCACUCCAUCAAAUAAAUGAGCAGGAGAGACAUUUCAUAACAAAGCUCUGGCUGGGCGUGUUU
Platichthys flesus (European flounder) is the source of this 3270-nucleotide messenger RNA. The record is from RefSeq and is a predicted model, not a curated record. Gene Ontology annotation, biological process: cell surface receptor signaling pathway; adenylate cyclase-activating G protein-coupled receptor signaling pathway. Gene Ontology annotation, cellular component: plasma membrane. The transcript is spliced from 13 exons. Bases 103 to 1155 code for a protein of 350 amino acids. Lineage: Eukaryota; Metazoa; Chordata; Actinopteri; Pleuronectiformes; Pleuronectidae. Gene Ontology annotation, molecular function: G protein-coupled receptor activity.